This is a messenger RNA of Vespa mandarinia (Asian giant hornet), 2454 nucleotides long. RefSeq names its product E3 ubiquitin-protein ligase ari-2 (gene ari-2). Gene Ontology annotation, molecular function: zinc ion binding; ubiquitin-protein transferase activity. The record is from RefSeq and is a predicted model, not a curated record. NCBI's taxonomy places the organism in Eukaryota, Metazoa, Arthropoda, Insecta, Hymenoptera, Vespidae. Gene Ontology annotation, biological process: protein ubiquitination.
GUGAUAAAGAGAGAAAGAGAGAGAGAUAAACGAAUUCUUCGAAUAUAAGGAAAAGAAAUAAAAAGUGUAAACAUUAAUUACGAUGGAUAAAACAGAUUUCGACGAUUAGUUUAGUUACUUAUAUAUUCCUGUUUUCUCUUGCGUACGCGCAUGCUGUGAAUGAGAAAAGCAUAGUAAGCGAAAGAAGUAAUUCCUGUUCUUGUUAAUUCUUGGAAAUACAUCAAAUUGUUGAUGUUAAUUAUUUUAUGAGAAAAAUUGAACGAUGAAUUUUUGACAUUAUCAAAAGUACGAAAAAAAAACGAAAAAAGAAAAAGAAGCAGAAGAAGAAGAAGAAGAAGAAGAAAAAGAAGGAUUCAAAAAAGUUCGCAAAGAAAUUUUUAGAAUAAAAUUAUACUCGCACGCUCGUUCUUACUUUCGUAUUGUAUAAGGUUAAAGCGUGUAUAAAAAAAAAAAAAAAAAAAAAAAAAAAAAAUGCUAUGAACUCAAUAGAGAUGUCAGGCGAAGAAUAUGAUAGUGAAAUGGAUUAUUCGGAUUCGGAUUGUGGAGACCCAGGUUAUGAAGAUUAUUACAAUGUACAACCAUGGGGUGGUGAAGUAGACAAUGAUGUUGAUCCUGAUCAAAAUAGGAGAGAUCCAGAGUAUGCCAUUUAUGAUUGUUUAAGAGUUGAUGAAGUAGAAAGGCUUUUGAAUGAAAAUGUGGAAGUAUUGAGCAACAGUCUACGUAUAACACCGUCCUUAGCCAAAGUAUUAUUACACGCACAGAAUUGGGCACUGCAAGAUAUUAUUUCAAAAUAUCGUACCAAUGCUUCCAAUUUAUUGAUCACUUCGAAAAUUAGACCGGUGCCUUUGGUGGAUUCUACGUCAGGAAUAAAAAGUCUAAAGGGUGGAUUGUGUUCUGUGUGUGUAACUAUUCAUCCUGCUGAUAAAUUUUCUACUCUUAUGUGUGGUCAUUCUUUUUGCAAAGACUGUUGGUGUAUGCAUUUUGAAGUACAAAUAACACAAGGUAUAUCUACUGGAAUAAGUUGCAUGGCACAAGACUGUGACGUUUUAGUACCAGAAGACUUUGUCUUAUCUUUGCUCACUAAGCCUAACAUGAGAGAAAGGUAUCAACAGUUUGCUUUUUGUGAUUAUGUAAAAUCUCAUCCACAGUUAAGAUUUUGUCCUGGUCCAAAUUGCCAAAUUGUAAUGCGUUCAAAAGAACAACGAGCUAAAAGGGUUAUGUGUUCUUCUUGUAAAACUGUAUUUUGUUUUCGAUGCGGUAUGGAUUAUCAUGCCCCAACUGAUUGUAACACAAUUAAAAAGUGGUUAACAAAAUGUGCAGACGAUUCAGAAACAGCAAACUAUAUUAGUGCUCAUACCAAAGAUUGUCCAAAAUGUCACAUUUGUAUAGAAAAAAAUGGUGGUUGUAAUCAUAUGCAAUGUUAUAACUGUAAGCAUGAUUUUUGUUGGAUGUGCCUCGGUGAUUGGAAAGCACACGGAAGUGAAUAUUAUGAAUGUUCACGUUACAAGGAGAAUCCUAAUAUAGCACAUGAAAGUGUUCAUGCCCAGGCAAGGGAAGCACUUAAAAAAUAUUUGCAUUAUUAUGAAAGGUGGGAAAAUCAUAGUAAAUCUCUUAAACUGGAAGAACAAACUUUAGAGGGUAUAAAAAUGAGAAUUAAUAAAAAAGUUAUGACAGCAAGUGGUACAUGGAUAGAUUGGCAGCAUUUGUUUGAAGCUGCAUCACUUUUAGCUCGCUGUCGAUAUACUUUACAAUAUACAUAUCCUUAUGCUUACUACAUGGAACCUGGUCCAAGAAAAGAACUCUUCGAAUAUCAGCAAGCACAGCUGGAAGCAGAAAUAGAGAACCUUUCAUGGAAGAUAGAACGAGCUGAAACAACAGAUCGCGGUGAUUUGGAAAAUCAAAUGGAUAUUGCCGAGAAACGUCGCGUUACAUUAUUAAAGGACUUUCUCGAGGUCUUUCUAAAAUGUCAACAUCACUAGUUUUGAUUUUUGAAAUAUGGAUACGUAUGUAUAGUAAUGAUAGAUCAAAACUUCCUGCGCUUUUAAGUUUCAUGUCUUUAAAGACGUGAUUCAAUAUGCGAAGAUCAGUCUUCCUGAUAAGGAAUACUUUUACGAUUUGCAGAGGUUAAGUAUAGUAUAUGUUUAGAAAUUAUUAUAAGUUAGCCAUAAAGGAUAUUUAUUCUCUCAUUAUUCUUUUCAUUCGAUAAAGAUCAUAUUUUAUUCUUUUUUUUUUUUUUCUUUUUUUUUCUUUUCCCAAAAGGAGAUAAAAUAAUAACAUAAUAAAGACAUAACACGUGUGCGUAAUAUGAAAACAUUGACUUUUAAAUAUCGGCUUGAUAACAAUAUUCAAUCCUAUAAAUUUUUGAAUGAUUGAUAUUCUUGAUGGAGAUAUGAAAAGAGAUAAAAAUACGAACGUAUAGCACGUAAUAAUUUAAAAAAAAAAAAAAAAAAAAAA